UUGUAGACGAGCCUUAAGAUUCUAGCGUUUAUUCGACGUGAUUCGACGUUUGUAAUCAUUUAGGAUCCACAUUACCACUUUCAGAAAAAUGUCGGAUUCCACGUUUGAUACCGAUUUUUCUAAUAUAUCUUCUGAUACACAAAUUGAUCCACAAUUAAAUGAACUUUUGGAUAUUGAGAAGGCAAAAUUUGCAACGACUGCACAGAUUCAUGCAUUUAACGAUAUUUGUUGGGAGAAAUGUGUCGAUAAGCCAGGAAGUAAAUUGGGUGGUCGUACAGAAACAUGUAUCAGUAAUUGUGUAAACAGAUUUAUAGAUGUUUCUUUCUUUGUUACCAAUCGUUUUACACAAUUAUUACAAAGUUCUGUAAGAAACUAAAUAGUAUAUAACAUACCUCUACAAUAACAAUGUAUCAUUAUUUUUGUUCAAAUACAAAUACAAAAAAUAACAUACAUGUCAUAACAUACAAAUUAGAAAAAAC
Molecule: messenger RNA, 479 nt
Organism: Harpegnathos saltator (Jerdon's jumping ant)
Lineage: Eukaryota; Metazoa; Arthropoda; Insecta; Hymenoptera; Formicidae
Gene: Tim8
Product: translocase of inner membrane 8
Exons: 3
Coding region: 89-376 (95 amino acids)
Source: RefSeq, a predicted model, not a curated record